AUGCCUUUCAAACAUCUCCUCGGGAAGAAAGAGAAGCUUACAGAUGCGCAUGCGCCGUCCCCCGCCCCCGCAGCGCGCGAGCCUUCGUUUGAAGCACCCGAGUUUACUUUUAUGAGGAGCGACACGUAUACACAAGAGAUCAUCUCACCUCCUACGUUCUCCUCCGUAGGUUCCUCGAGACAUCCUGUCGCAGACGGCAGAGAUGGCAAUGCCGAACCCAGGACCAGUGGGAUAUUCAAAGGGCGCUCCCGAAGGUGGGUUUAUAUGGACUCUGAGAAUGUCUCACGGCUCUUGGGACACCGAUCUAUCCUCUUCCGAAGAAGCAAAGCUGACUCGCCGGUUCUCUGUAGCUCUUCUGGCGUCUCUGCUGUAUCUACAUCCUCCCAUAUCAGUACCGGCGACAAGUCAAAAUCGAAGAGGUUAUCAGAGCGUCUUCAUUUGAGAAAGAGCCAGAUAACUUCAACAAGUGUACCAAGUGAUCUUCCGGAGAUCGGCGCGGGGGAUGGUGAUGCCGGGGAGUCACAAUGGGAAAGACGCGCAACCAUACUGGCAAGAGAAAAUGAGAAAUCGCGGAGUCGACCAGUUACUCCUAGUGGCUCUUCAAUAGCAGAUCUACCGGGAUUCAGUAGCAUGACAUUGGGCGAAGCUGGGAAGCAUAAGGGUGCUAUACCGACAAAGCAAGCAGAUGACGAUAUACAGGAAGCCAUUAGGCUUCAUGAAGCCGGGGAAUUGGAGACUUCUACGCGGAUGUUUGGGCGAUUGGCAGAUCCUAAUGGGGAGAAUAAUGCUUUGAGCCAGGUGCUGUAUGGUCUCGCCCUGAGAUAUGGUCUUGGAUUCGUGUCAUUGAAGAUUAGGUUGUGGAAGACAUUCCUGACGUCUCAUUUCAUUAGAUCCGGCUGGGGAUGCACGCCUGAUCCUGGGGCUGCCGUCAAAUAUCUAUCGGCAGCAGCGUCGAAUGCAGCUUUGAUCGAGGAGCUUGCACUUAAAGCUGGGUUGAAGAAGGGAGGAGCAGCAAAGGGCGAGCUGGUACUGGCAAUCUUUGAACUUGCAAACUGCUUCAGAUACGGCUGGGGUGUGGCCAUCGACAAACUGGCCGCGAAACAGUAUUAUGAAACUGCAGCGAAUUUGGGCGACACUGAUGCAAUGAAUGAGGUUGCUUGGUGCUAUGUGGAAGGGUUUGGCUGCAAGAAAGACAAGUGGGCAGCUGCGAAAUACUACAGGCUCGCGGAACAAGGUGGAAGUAAGACCUUGGGAAACUCUUGCGCAGUUACAGAUGACUCGACCGAUAGCGACCGAUUCGCUGGCGAGCAUGCUCCUAAUUACGUGGAUAAAGUCGGCUGA
Molecule: messenger RNA, 1341 nt
Organism: Lachnellula hyalina
Lineage: Eukaryota; Fungi; Ascomycota; Leotiomycetes; Helotiales; Lachnaceae
Exons: 6
Coding region: 1-1341 (446 amino acids)
Molecular function (GO): protein binding
Source: RefSeq, a predicted model, not a curated record